Molecule: messenger RNA, 2674 nt
Organism: Mus musculus (house mouse)
Lineage: Eukaryota; Metazoa; Chordata; Mammalia; Rodentia; Muridae
Gene: Zfp213
Product: zinc finger protein 213
Exons: 6
Coding region: 375-1781 (468 amino acids)
Biological process (GO): regulation of DNA-templated transcription
Cellular component (GO): nucleus
Source: RefSeq, marked validated
UGCCCCGGGCGCUGCUGGGGAAGCGCCGAGCUCCCGCGCGGCUCUGGGCGGUGUGUCCUGGGGGCGGGACCGGCGCGUUGCGCAGACCGGAUCCUGCGGAUUCGGCGCUCGAGGCGCCUGCGGGAGAGGACAAGUUCCUGGGAGCAGCGCGGGCUGCCGGCGCCUCCGGGUUCUCCGGGUCUGCCACGCGGAGCCCGGCCACCCUCACCAGGCUGCUGGGGACCGUCCCCAUUUCCCACGUCCUGCCGAGCGACCCUGGCAAGUGUGUCCUGAUGCCAACCCACUCGUCACAGAGAAUCCCUCUAGGACACUGAAAGGCUCAGCUCUGGAGCCUCAAGCUAAGGCUGACCAGCCCUGAGCCUUAGGCCAGGGGCAUGGCAUCCCUCCAGGAGCUCCAAGACCCUGCUCCCGGGGAGGAGGAAGGACUCAUGAUUGUGAAGGUGGAAGACUGCUCCUGGGAACAGGAGCCUGUCCAGCCGGUGGACAGCCGGGAUUCCGAAGCCUGCCGCCAGCGGUUCCGACAGUUCUGCUUCAGGGAUGCGGGUGGACCACACGAAGCCUUCAGCCAGCUGUGGGAGCUCUGUUGCCGCUGGCUGCGGCCUGAGCUGCACAGCAAGGAGCAGAUCCUGGAAUUGCUGGUGCUGGAGCAGUUCCUGGCUGUGCUACCAGGGGAGAUCCAAGCCCAGCUUCAGAGACAGCACCUUGGGAGCGGUGAGGAAGCUGUCGCUUUGGUGGAAGACAUACAGAAUCAGUCGUUGAAAGCCUGGCCACAGGAUGAGCUCUCAGAGGCGGAGCCGAAGGCAGCAGUCCAGGGACUCCAAGCCACAGGGUCUCCCCAGAAGACAGGGGUCCAGAAGCAACUCCCUGCACUCCAAGGGCAGCGCAGCCAUGCCCAGCUCCCUGUUCUUAAAGAGCGACAGACAGGAGAGGUGUUGGAUGGCUGCUUUGACUCUGCAGUUGAUCUGCCUGGGAGACCCGAGCUGGGUCGUAUCUCCCCAUUCCAAAAAUCUGGGUCAUUGGGAGACAUCCCUUUCUAUUGUUCCCGAGAAGAAUGGAGCUCCCUGGACCCUGCUCAGAGGAACCUCUUCUGGAACAUCAAGAGAAAGAACUCGAGGGAUGCUGCCCUUGGUUUGAGACCCAAAAGCCAAAAGCCCCCUGCAGAGGAGGCAGCGACAGCAUUGUUGGGACAGACUGAAGUGCCUAUGUCCUGGAAUCCCGAGGAGGCUGAGACCGAGGUCUGGGAGAGCGAGAACCCAAUGAGGACAGCCCUGGACCCGCUGGUGGGAGCGCGUCGGGGGCGGCCGCCCACUCACAGGCGCCAGUUUCAGAACUUAUUGGCGGAGAAGCCCCACAGCUGCGCGCAGUGCGGGAAGCGCUUCCGCUGGGGUUCAGACCUCGCCAGGCACCAGCGCACACACACCGGGGAGAAGCCACACAAGUGCCCUGAAUGCGACAAGAGCUUCCGCAGCUCUUCUGACCUAGUGCGCCACCAGGGCGUGCACACGGGCGAGAAGCCCUUCUCCUGUUCCGAAUGUGGCAAGAGCUUUAGCCGGAGCGCCUACCUGGCUGACCACCAGCGCAUCCACACGGGCGAGAAGCCCUUCAGCUGCAGCGAGUGUGGCAAGAGCUUCGCACUGCGCUCCUACCUGCUAGACCACAGGCGUGUGCACACGGGUGAGCGGCCAUUCGGCUGUGGGGAGUGUGACAAGAGUUUCAAGCAGCGUGCACACCUCAUUGCGCACCAGAGCUUACACUCAAAGAUGGCCCAACCUGUGGGGUGAGCCGAUGGUGGGACCUGAGCAGCACCCCCCACCUGCCCGUACCCCGGCCCUCCAGGGGGACACUUCCUGUGACUCUCACAGAAUCUUUUCCUUCCCCCUGGGGAUUCAUCGCUCACCUGUGACCACUGCCAGCCUGUCAAAGGGACACAAGGCCCCCUUUACUUUGACCUGGCCUGCCUGCUCCCAGGAUCCUGCCACACGUCUCUCCCUUUCCUGCUCUGGAUUUCUUUUACUUGGUUCCUGGAGCUGCAGUUGCCCUUUGAGGAUCACGUGAUAUUUGGGCUCAGGCAGGACCUAGGGUUUUCCAGAACCCUCCAGCCUUGCUUGGGCAGAGGCUCUUUGUUUUCUACUUUCUUAUGUGGACCCAUCAGCCUGGCUAAGCCUCUGCUCAGCCUACUUGUGCCUUCCAGUGGGGACUGGCCUCCAUCCUCAGGGCCUGCUGUGGUUUGGCCUUGGGAAGGACUAGGCUCACACUAAUGGGGAUUUAGGUCCUGGGUUCCAGCACAGUGGCUUCUUGGCCGUCAGUGUUAUCCAGUACCCUUCAUACUUCCAACCUGUGACCACUCUGUCAUGCCCUGACCCUGGGAAGCUACCUACUUGUCCUGCUCUGAGCCCCCGAGAUACACUGCAGGUCUGGAGGUUAGUGGAGGUGGUGGCUGUAGCAGCAGGCUGACCAGAGAACAUGCAGUCCUCCAGAUGUGUGGUUUUUGUUGUACUUAACACUACCACUCCAUCAGCACUUUGAAGCUGACUCCUCAAGCACUGUAUUUCCAUGUUUUUAAUCUGCAUUGUGUGCAGAUUCACAUUAACAUGGACAGACCAUGGACCUUCCGAAAGGGCUCAGCCCAAUGGGUUUCGGAAGAGUUUGAAUAAACAUGGAAAAUUUCCUCUAA